ACUUUUCCAGACAUGGUCUCUGCAGCGAGGAUGCUUCCUCUGACCAACAGUCCUGUAACGAGCCGAAGAGUCCUGCUGUGGAGCAGAAAGAGCCCGACUCUUCACAGGAAGAAGCAGAAUCUCCACAGGUUAAACAGGAACACGAGGAGCUGCGGAUCCGUCAGGAUGAAGGGCCGGUUCUGAAGCAGGAGGCUGAGGACGUCUUCGUGACUGUGGACUUUGAGGAACGAUAUCUGAGUGAAGCAGAUCAGGAAAACCCAGGGUCCAGCAGAGAUCCCGUCAGUGAUGGUCUMUAUGACCCAGAAACAGGGAGAAACUCUGUUAAAUGUGACUUUUGUGGGAAAUCCUUUCGGUUCAGAUCCAAAAUGAAGAGGCACUGCCGGGUUCACACGGGUGAGAAACCGUAUUCCUGUAACACCUGCGGCAAGAAGUUUGGGCGCUCGUCGGCCUUGAACGUUCAUGUAAGAACCCACACAGGUGAGAAACCCUUCUCUUGUAAAGUCUGCGGGAGGAGUUUCUCUCAGUCUGGAAAGCUGACGUUGCACACAAGGACCCACACGGCGGAGCUGCCGUUUCUCUGCGGCACGUGUGGUAAAAAGUUCCCACAGAGUAGRGACCUGACUGAGCACAUGAGCACCCACGCAGGUGAGAGGCUGUACUCCUGUAACACCUGUGGGAAGAGUUUCAGACACAGCAGCACUCUAGGUGCUCACAUCAGAGCUCACGCAGGCGACGUCUUCUUUUCCUGUGAAAUCUGUGGGAAAAGUUUCAGACAGAAGGGAAAUCUGAACGUCCACAUCAGGACCCACACCGGUGAGAAACCCUUCUCAUGUGAGCGGUGUGGGAAAAGUUUCACCCAAAGGAGUGUUCUCACUGUUCAUAUGAGGACGCACACCGGUGAGAAGCCGUUUUCCUGUGAGGUGUGUGGGAAAAGAUUCCGACAUAAGCGCACUUUGUCUCUCCACACGAGCACACACACAGGAAGUCCCUAAAUAUUUAACUGAGAUAUUGUUUGUUUGUUUUGUUGUCUUUAUUAAACAAGUACAAGUAAUAAACAGGCAUUAUUAUCYUUUGAA
Austrofundulus limnaeus is the source of this 1076-nucleotide messenger RNA. RefSeq names its product zinc finger protein 239. The record is from RefSeq and is a predicted model, not a curated record. Lineage: Eukaryota; Metazoa; Chordata; Actinopteri; Cyprinodontiformes; Rivulidae.